AUGUCCAACGAAGAUAAAAAAUGUCCGGGUUCUCUAAACUCCAUAAUAGCAAUGUGGGUAAAACUUGAGGGAAAUCCAGAUUUCGAGGAAUUCAUUGUUAAUGAAAAUGAUUAUCCAAGCAACCCAAAUACUACACUUGAAUCUUUAAGUAUCACAAAUUCAACAGAACUGCUUGUUCGUUACCCAUUGUCUGACUUAAGCAUUAAAGUGAACUGCAGGUUUACUGCAAACAAGUGUGUAAAUAAAAGCGAGUGUCACAUUCCACAUUCUAGUGGUUCUUUUAGCUUAUUACAAGAGUGUGUCAAGACAAAGUUCAACGAAAAAUUAGAAAAUAUACCAACAAGAAAUCUCUAUUUUGAAUAUUAUGAGGAUAAGAAUCUUAUAGAACAAAUCAUGAAUGAGUUUGAUCUUAAUUCCCUAGUGGAUAAAAUAAAGCAAAAUGACGAAAGUGAAAUUAUUAUCAAUUACUUUAAAGUUCAAGUCAAAGAUCACAAGCCAUACGAAGAUCUUCCUGAGUUAUCUACGCAUUUUAGUAAUGAAGAAUUGCAAUGCUUUUUCGACGAACUUAAGAGAAAAUUAAAUGCAUUUAAAACGAUUUCCACUAAUGAAGCUACAUGUCGAGAAUAUAUAUCAAUAUUUUUGACCUGGGCAGUCAACCAUAUAAUAAAGCAUGUUGAUAAUACGGCUCGAUUGGCUGUAGAAAUAGAAGUCAAUGGAAGUCAUGGAUAUGGUAGUUUCGAUUAUGCAAUUUUUAUACGAUACAUUAUUGCCUUAGUAACCGAAGCUAAGGUGAUGGACAUGGAAAAGGGUAUCACUCAAAACUUGGCGCAGAUUUACAGUGCAGUUGAAAAAAAUCAAAAAAUAUUAGGAAAUAAGCGAAAAUUCGAAGAAUCAGGGUUGGAUAAUUGUCCUGAAGUAAUAUUUGGAAUCGUAACAUCAGGAACCAUUUGGAGGUUCAUUCGUGUUUCCGGUCCGUUAAAAUCUUUAAAAGUUGAAAUUACAGCAGAAUACAAUUCUGGACUUACAUCGACCGUUAUGAAUUUUGAUUACGCAAAAGAG
This is a messenger RNA of Dentiscutata erythropus, 1059 nucleotides long. The record is from the annotation of a GenBank genome assembly. Lineage: Eukaryota; Fungi; Glomeromycota; Glomeromycetes; Diversisporales; Gigasporaceae.